AUGUACCAAGACAGACAAAACUUACCAUCACAUCUAAAAGGUAUAUAUGUUCAUAAGUUCCUAGUUAGUUCAAUAGCAAUGUGGGCUUCACCUCGUUAUGCUUGGUAUGUUUGUAAACUUCUUGACGAACUUUGUACAAAGCAGAGAGAAGAUAUGAUGAAAGAAGACAAAAACAUACAGAAAAGAAUACCACGUUCGGUACCAAAAGGAAAGGAAAAGAACUAUAAGUAUAUGAUUUACACUGAAGAGAUGGAAAAUGAAGAAGACAGAGAUAUGGUUAUGUUGCAUUUAGUCAGAAGAAACAACAAAAGCUUUUACGACCUUGCUAAGAUUUACAAAUCUGACAGAAAUUGGUUCUAUCGCGAAAACUUACCGAUUUCAAUGACACCGAAUGAAGAUGUUAAACAGAUAGUUCAAGAUACGUUACCUCAAACACACUAUGAUAUGAAAGGUUGUACAAUACUUACCUUCAAAGAAGAUUUGCCAUUGUUAAAGGAAAAAAUAACAGAGUAUUUUGACAACUUCAAACAAGUAGGGUAA
Messenger RNA from Trichomonas vaginalis G3, 540 nucleotides. RefSeq names its product KilA, N-terminal/APSES-type HTH, DNA-binding family. The record is from RefSeq and is a predicted model, not a curated record. The transcript has a single exon. NCBI's taxonomy places the organism in Eukaryota, Parabasalia, Trichomonadida, Trichomonadidae. The coding region runs from base 1 to 540 and encodes 179 amino acids.